Molecule: messenger RNA, 1725 nt
Organism: Dermatophagoides pteronyssinus (European house dust mite)
Lineage: Eukaryota; Metazoa; Arthropoda; Arachnida; Sarcoptiformes; Pyroglyphidae
Gene: Bcat
Product: Branched chain amino acid transaminase
Biological process (GO): L-leucine biosynthetic process; L-valine biosynthetic process
Cellular component (GO): mitochondrion
Molecular function (GO): branched-chain-amino-acid:2-oxoglutarate transaminase activity
Source: RefSeq, a predicted model, not a curated record
UGAUGGUGAUGAUAAUCACUUUAUAACUAACUUGCUGACAAACAUGAUGUUGUUUUUUUCGAUCCCAAAUAAACAUCACUUGAUUGAUUGAUUUCCAUUUGUGACCAAUUUUAAUAACGGAUAUUCGAAUACGAUUUAAAAAAGUGGCAGUGGGCCACGCUAAAAAAUUAACAACUAGUCUCCAAUUCAACGAAUCAAUUUAAAGAAUUUCGGUCUCGGACUAUUUAUUUGAGUGAAAAUUGUUUGUUAAAAAAACUUCUAAAUUUAUUUUUAAAAAAAAUGAUUUCAUUUGCAAUUAUUGGAAGGAUUGUUCAACGAAAUUUACUUAGAUCAGCCAACAUGGUAGCCAUGAUUGACCAUGAUUGUCAUCAUUCCAUAUUAUGUUUAGAGUCUUCCAACUUUUUACAUUCAUCAUCAAGGCAGUUACAUAGCGAGUCAUCUAAAAAAAGACAAAAUCUAUUGCUAACAAAACGAAGAUUCUCCAAUCAUGUCCAUUAUAAUCAAAUUCAACUGGAACCAUGUCCAAAUUCCUUUCAGGCAAAUGAUGCUAUUAUCAACAUUUUGGAUACGAAAGAUCGAUCAAAAAAGCCUGAUUGGAAAAAAUUGGUGUUUGGUCAACACUGCUCUGAUCAUAUGAUCGAAAUUCAUUGGAAUCAAAACGAAGGCUGGCAAACACCACGAAUUGUUCCCGUUCAUCCAUUUUGUUUACAUCCAUUCGCCAAAGUUUUUCAUUAUGCUCCUGAAAUUUUCGAAGGAAUGAAAGCCUACCGAGGACUCGAUGGACGCAUUCGAAUCUUUAGACCAGAAUUGAAUAUGAAACGUAUGCGGCUGUCGGCAGCUCGAGUUUGUCUACCUGAUUUCGAUGGUCAACAAUUGAUGGAGCUUAUUAAAAAAUUACUAAUCAUUGAUGGGGAAUGGGUGCCUCCAUAUGAAUCCAAAGCUUCACUUUACAUUCGACCAACAAUGAUAGCAACUGACGAAGCUUUGGGGGUGUCCCCGACAACCAAAUCUAUACUAUUCGUCGUAACUGGACCAGUAGGCCCAUAUUUCAGUACAGGUUUUAAACCAGUAUCAUUACUAGCUGAUCCAAAAUAUGUUAGAGCUUGGCAAGGUGGUUCCGGUGACCGUAAGCUGGGUUCUAAUUAUGCACCUACAAUGUUAGUGCAAAGAGAAGCCAUCAAACAAGGAUUACAACAAGUGCUUUGGCUUUACGGUCCUGAUCAUGAGCUGACCGAAGUUGGAACAAUGAAUAUAUUCAUGCUAAUGAAAGAUACAAACGGAAAGCGACAAUUGAUCACCCCACCAUUGACUGAGGGACUAAUAUUACCUGGAGUAACGAGACAAUCUUUGAUCGAGCUGAUUAGGUCACAGAAUGAAAUUGAAGUGAUUGAACGUGUAAUUACUAUGGCUGAAGUGAAACAAUUGCUGGCUGAAAAUCGUCUGCUUGAGAUGUUUGGUUCAGGAACAGCAUGCAUUGUAUGCCCAAUUGGUCAGAUUCUAUUUGAAAAACAAUUGCUCAACAUACCUGAACAUGAAUUUACAUUGAAAUUGUUCAAGGAAUUACUUGAUAUUCAAUACGGAAUCAAAGAAUACGGAGAUUGGGUGCAAAUAAUUGGAUCUGCUUAAUAAUCAAUUGGUUAAUUUUUAAAUUUCAAGGAAAAAAUUAAUGACAAAGUGAAACCGACUAUCUACUGAUGAUUAAAAUCGAUCGAUGUUCUGUUGUCG